AAAUUUGCCCUCCCUCUCGACAUCAAGACCUCCUCUAUCGUAGGCUUCAUCGUUCCUGGUCGCCCAGGACACUUCGGCGCCGCCGUCACAGACGCUCCUAGCCGUCUUCUACGUCGGUAAUACAGUUGGUCUCCCUUUCAUCGGCUCCGUGGACCAUUGCGAGCCUCUCGUCGAUUCCAUCCACUUUAGUUUUGUUGAAGGUACGCAGGUAUAAAGCAUGAUCUACACUGCAAUUGACACAUUCUACCUCACUGAUGAGCAGCUAAAGAAUUCACCUUCUCGGAAAGAUGGCAUAGAUGAAGCCACUGAAACAACCCUUAGAAUCUAUGGUUGUGAUCUCAUCCAAGAAAGUGGCAUUUUGCUUCGGCUACCACAAGCAGUCAUGGCCACUGGGCAGGUUCUAUUUCAUCGUUUUUACUGCAAGAAGUCAUUUGCGCGGUUCAAUGUGAAGAAAGUUGCUGCAAGCUGUGUGUGGCUUGCUUCAAAACUGGAAGAAAGUCCCAGAAAGGCGAGACAAGUAAUUAUUGUUUUUCACAGAAUGGAAUGUAGGAGGGAGAAAUUGCCUAUAGAGCAUUUAGACUUGUAUUCCAAGAAAUAUGUAGACUUGAAGAUGGAGUUGAGUAGAACAGAGAGACAUAUUUUGAAAGAAAUGGGAUUUAUUUGUCAUGUCGAACAUCCUCAUAAAUUUAUAUCAAAUUACCUUGCAACUCUCGAAACUCCCGAAGAAUUGAGGCAGGAAGCUUGGAAUCUGGCUAAUGACAGCUUGCGCACUACACUGUGUGUUCGAUUUAAGAGUGAGGUUGUGGCUUGUGGAGUUGUAUAUGCAGCUGCUCGCAGAUUCCAAGUACCCCUUCCUGAGAGCCCUCCAUGGUGGAAGGCAUUUGAUGCUGAGAAAUCUGGGAUUGAUGAAGUCUGUAGGGUUUUAGCUCACCUGUAUAGCCUUCCGAAGGCACAAUACCUAGCAGUCUGCAAGGAUGGUGACUCAUUUACAUUCUCCAAUAAAUCAUCAGAAUCACAAUCUAAGGCUGUAUCAAAGGACAUUCCGCAGAGUAGCCCGCCGGCAGACACUAACACCUCUGUUUCAAAGGGAGCUUCAGCAGAAUCUAAUAAUGAAGCUGGCAGUAGCAAGGGUGCAUUGGUAAAACAAGCCAUUGAUAAGAUGAAAGAGUCCAAGAUUGAUGAUGAUUCGAAGAGCAUGGCUACAGAGGGAGAGGCAAGAGAUGAACCCACACUCAAAUCCAAAUCUGAUCGUAAAGCAGAGACCACUGGAGAGACACGCAGGGAAAGGGAAAGGGAAAGGGAACGAGACAGAGAUAGGGAAAGGGAACGGGACAGGACAAAAGCUCGAGAUCGUGAUCGGGAAGAGAUUCUGACAGGGAAAGGGGAAGGGAUUCUGACAGGGAAAGAGAUCGAGAGGAAGCAGAUAGGGAUAAACUCAAGGAUCGAGGUCACCGUUCUAGAGAUAGAACAAAGGAUUCAGGACAUUCUGAGAAAUCGAAGUAUCACUCAUCACGAGAUCGCGACAGUUAUGGCACCUCGUACUCUUCAAGGGAGAAGGACCGACACAGACACCAUUGACUUGUAGUGGCGAGUUAUUAAGGAUGACUGGUGGAUAUCUGAAAGCAGUGGGCUAAACUUGUAAUGCUCCACAAAUCGAACUGCCGAGUGCCGACCUCAGAGAUUGUAUUUCCAUUUCUAUAUGUUAUUUUAUGUAGAAUGCGGCUCUACUUGUUCAACAAAUUGUGGCUGGGCAAUCUAGUGCGUUAAAGAGAAAGAUUGCCACCUUCGCAUUAUCAUUUGAAAAAAUAAAAAUAGGCAACAGAAUACCUUUCAGCUUCAA
Neltuma alba is the source of this 1840-nucleotide messenger RNA. RefSeq names its product cyclin-L1-1. The record is from RefSeq and is a predicted model, not a curated record. Gene Ontology annotation, molecular function: cyclin-dependent protein serine/threonine kinase regulator activity. The transcript is spliced from 9 exons. NCBI's taxonomy places the organism in Eukaryota, Viridiplantae, Streptophyta, Magnoliopsida, Fabales, Fabaceae. Gene Ontology annotation, biological process: regulation of transcription by RNA polymerase II. Bases 218 to 1585 code for a protein of 455 amino acids.